AUGACCGCUUCAGCACCGACGGCACAACCGCCCCCGAAUCCAGCACCUGCUACGCAACCGGAAACCGCUUCAACAUCAGGAUCAUCUUCAGCAGCUGGCACUACAGCGCCUGUUGCUGCUCCACGACUACCUGAUCAGCCUGCGGCGUCGUCAGCAGCAGCCGCUGCCGGACCAACGUCGACGUCAACUAUGACCACCACAAGCGCAGGACAAGCCUCUCAACAAGCAGACCCAAAAGACGGCGGCGCGUCUUGUUUUCUUUGCGAUUGGCUGGGGAGUGACGCUGCUGAGGCACCAGCCAAAGCUGCUGCGGAAGAGACGACGAGCAACUCCAUGUCACUGGCUUCUGCUGCUGGUAGCAUGGGGCUAAAUCCUGUCGCAGGAGUGGGGAUAGCCAUUGUUUUGGUUUUGUUGCUUUGCUGCUGUUGUUGGUACUUCAAUUGGAGAAGAAUAACCUGUAUCCGGAAAACCUUGCUCUGCAUAGGCUGGGAUAAGUUCGAGAAACUGGAACUCGUCAUCUCCGUUCACGCAGCUCAUAUCGUCACAACAAACAAGCGAGACGAGGGGAAAUGUAAGCCUAAGCGGCUUGUUGUCAAUUACAAUUACAAUUAGGUGUGAUUGAAAUAAAAGCACCAGGUGUUUCUAUCUUCAGGUUGUGUUUCUACUCCAUCUACUUAUCGAAACUGAAAAGUGAUAGGGGUCAUAUGUUUUCAUAUUCAUCCAAUCCUCGUCUUCACAUCAAACUCAUACUUGCCAACUAAUAUCCUCUGUGUUUGUGCUUGAUUUCAGACUGCGUGAAAAUAAGCGCCGGCGGAAAGGACUAUUGGACUCCGCAAUGUACCAAAACGGGUCAUUUCACUGCAAAUUUCAACGUCACAGUGCCUCAGGGCUAUCGGAAGAUUGUCGUCGAAGCUUACACGAUCGAGGGCAGUCAGAAACUGCGCAUGGCCCAACGGAUCGUCGACGUGCUAGAAACAAUAGUCGCGCGCAGACCAUACGGUUGCGUACGGCACGAGUCCUUCUCUAUCGUGAAGAAAACGGAUGGAAUUUAUGAACGAGAACGAAGAUCCAUUUGUAAUUGCAUUUCCAUACCCAUAAGUUUGUGGAGAUGAAUCCCUUUUAUCGUCCCCUUCCCAUUCAACUUAGUCAGGCAGUUACAGCAUGCGCAUGCUUGUGUAUUGAAUAAUUCAGAAUGCUGCAGUUCAACACUCCACUCUUAGCUACCUUUGUUGACUUGACUUGAUGCACGACGUGCAACUAGUAGUAGAAGCACGCACCCAGUACGCACCCCUUUCAUUACCUCCCGAAUUCCCUUGCCGAGGGUUUUAGCAGUGGACGCGUCGUGCUUUCUGCUCAGUAUAAGGAGGACGUGGACAAACAGACAACUGAUCAGAUUCGCGAGAUCGAAGAUAUUGUGCAGCAUCCGAUAUCUGGUCCGCUCUCUGGUCAGCUUUCUAAGUACUUGGGCACGCGGAAAAAACUCGAGAGCGAGGAGCUAGUUGAAGCAGCCCAGAAAAUAUUGCAGGGCGUUCUCAUAGCUCGCAUUCGGUGGGUAUCAAGGUUGGGGAUGUUGCGUACGAAGUACAC
This is a messenger RNA of Amoebophrya sp. A25, 1587 nucleotides long. The record is from the annotation of a GenBank genome assembly. NCBI's taxonomy places the organism in Eukaryota, Dinophyceae, Syndiniales, Amoebophryaceae.